CCUCCCUCGGCGGGUGUGCUCCGAGCGGCCUCGCCUCACCGCCUAGCGCCCCCCUCAGCCGUUGCCGCCGCCGCCGCCGCCGGCCAUGUCCCCCGGCCGCCGCCGCCGCCGCCCGAGCGCGGCGCUCCCGCGGCCCGGCGCGCACUGAGCGCGGGCCCGAGCUGCCGUUCGCCCGCCCCGGGCCCUUGUUCUCCGCGCCGCCGCCGCCAUGUUGGGUUUGGAGCCGCAGCGGAGCCGUCGCCGCCGCCGCGGCUGACGAGGCCGAGCGCGGAGCCCGGCCCGCGCCGGGGCCCAGGGAGCAGGGCCCGUCGGAGCCCGUCGGAGCCCGUGUGCCCGUCCGCCGCGCGAGCAAGUCGCCGGGCCCCCGGCCGCGCCCUCUGCCGCCGGCCGAGCGAGCCGCGGAGCCCCGAGAGGCAGCGCCAUGGCGGAGCAGACCUAUUCGUGGGCCUAUUCCCUGGUGGAUUCGAGUCAAGUGUCGACAUUUCUGAUAUCCAUUCUUCUUAUAGUCUAUGGAAGUUUCAGGUCUCUUAAUAUGGACUUUGAAAACCAAGAUAAGGAGAAAGACAGCAGCAGCUCUUCUGGCUCUUUCAAUGGCAACAGCACCAAUAACAGUAUCCAAACAAUUGACUCCACCCAAGCUCUGUUCCUUCCAAUUGGAGCAUCCGUCUCUCUCCUAGUGAUGUUCUUCUUCUUUGACUCAGUUCAAGUAGUUUUCACAAUAUGUACAGCAGUUCUUGCAACAAUAGCUUUUGCUUUUCUUCUUCUCCCGAUGUGCCAGUAUUUAACAAGACCCUGCUCACCUCAGAACAAGAUUUCCUUCGGUUGCUGUGGGCGGUUUACUGCUGCUGAGUUACUGUCAUUCUCUCUGUCUGUCAUGCUCGUCCUCAUCUGGGUCCUCACUGGCCACUGGCUUCUUAUGGAUGCUCUGGCCAUGGGUCUCUGUGUCGCCAUGAUCGCCUUCGUCCGCCUGCCAAGCCUCAAGGUAUCCUGCCUGCUUCUCUCAGGGCUUCUCAUCUACGAUGUCUUCUGGGUGUUUUUCUCAGCCUACAUCUUUAAUAGCAACGUCAUGGUGAAAGUGGCCACACAGCCAGCUGACAAUCCCCUUGAUGUUCUGUCCCGGAAGCUUCACCUAGGACCCAAUGUGGGGCGUGAUGUUCCUCGCCUGUCUUUGCCUGGAAAAUUGGUCUUCCCAAGCUCCACUGGCAGUCACUUCUCUAUGUUGGGCAUUGGGGACAUUGUGAUGCCCGGCCUCCUGCUAUGCUUUGUCCUUCGCUAUGACAACUACAAGAAACAAGCCAGUGGUGACUCCUGUGGGGCCCCUGGUCCGGCUAAUAUCUCUGGGCGCAUGCAGAAGGUCUCCUACUUCCACUGCACCCUCAUCGGGUACUUUGUAGGUCUGCUCACUGCGACUGUGGCAUCUCGCAUCCACCGAGCUGCCCAGCCCGCUCUCCUCUACUUGGUGCCAUUUACCUUAUUGCCACUCCUCACUAUGGCCUACCUAAAGGGUGACUUACGAAGGAUGUGGUCUGAGCCAUUCCACUCCAAGUCCAGCAGCUCCCGAUUCCUGGAAGUAUGAUGAAUCACGUGGGAAGUGACCGGAUUUGCUCUCCUCGCCCUGUCUCUCACCGCGUGGUUUUGUUUCCUCUAAAAGCUGGCCUGGUACGCGGAGGCAGGCCUGUCCACGGAACUGCAGUGUGACAGAGUUUGCGUGUGAGGGGAGCGUCCAUGGAGGGUGCUGAAGCCCUGCAGAGCCCUUCUCUUCCCCGCCCUGGGAGAGUGGACCCUUCCAGAAGGGACAGGCCCUCCCGCUGCUCUUUGCUUGUGUUUUUACGGACCUGCAUCCGACUGUUACCUUGCGGGGAGAUGAAGAGCUGACUUAUUUAAAACUACAAAAAGCAAGGAGUUGUUUUAGAACUUUGAACACUAAAAGGAUGAAAAAAUUUAGCAAACCGAAGUUUCUUCAGCGAACCCUCCAAAACUUUGGGACCCGUUUCCUAUGGGGGACUUCAGAGACCUAGGACAGGAGUUCUGUCCAUCUUUUUUUCUUUUCUUUUGGAUUUAUUAAAUAUUUUCUGUGGUGUGAAGUGACUUAUUAAAUCCACAGACAUUGAAUGACUUCUUACAACAUACACAUAAGAAUUUGUUGUAAUGACUGUGUCCAACCGUGUUGGCAGUGAGCAAGGACAUGGUUUUAUACAUACGUACAUAUAUACAUAUAUAUAUAUAUAUACACACACACACACACACGCGUGCACAUAGAUAUCUAUGAGUAAGCAGCGACUAAACCUGCUAAGAUCAUGCCGUGUAGCAGACGGGGGCUUGCUGUCAUUUGAGCAUGUAGAGCAGUUCACUGUGGCUUCCUCGCAUAAGCUGCGUCUCCCUCACGAGUCUCCUGCAGUUGGAAGCUGUGGACACGUGGAGCUGAUAGACUCGUGGGCUGUGGGGACUCCUCCUUCUUUUGAUCAGUGUAGCAAAUUAGGGAUGAAAAGUUUGAACUUUUUGACCCUUUUCUUUUUACAGGCUCCCCCCUCACAGUUUUUAGUAGUCGCCUCUUGAACCAGUGCAUGUAUUAUAGCAGCCAGGCGUCCUGUGCUUUCUGGAUCAUAGUAAUGUACUACCUGUAAAUACAUUUUUCUAUUUUAUAUUUUUUUGUAUUUUUUUUUGACAUUUUGUUUCAUUGGUGCGCUGUAUUUUCCAUGCCCUCACUCCCUUAAAAACAAAAAGGAAGAAGCAACACAACCCUGUCCUUGCUGUUGUGAUUAGUCUUGGUUUACCUGUGGUGACAGCUGGGCUUCGGGGACAAAUGGCAACUGCCUCUCUGCAAAUGGAGCUCAAGUCCUCGAGCCGGAGACAGAGCAGGCUGCUGCUGUAGGACUUCAGAGCUGACCCUGCGCUGACUGUGGUCUCCGCGGAGCUGGCGUGGGCAGUGGCUAGUGUCUGCUCACCUUUGACUAAGCUCCUCUCAGACUGGCAAGCUGCUGCCUGUGUGGGUCAGCCGUGGGGUCUGUUCCUCCCUGGGGUCGUGGCCGCCAUGGCCUGCAUGUGCGGCCAGUUGGUGUGCUGUCGCCCUGAGGCCUGCAGUCAUCCUGGCAGCUCUCGCAGCUGAGUCCGUCUAGUCACAGCAAGGUGCCAUCAUGGUGUUGGUUCCUCUGUCCUCUUCAAAUUCUCUGAAGGGUUUGAAGGUUUGAUUUUUGUCUCUAAUAAAUGACUCCUUUUUCUA
Messenger RNA from Meriones unguiculatus (Mongolian gerbil), 3220 nucleotides. RefSeq names its product signal peptide peptidase like 3 (gene Sppl3). Gene Ontology annotation, molecular function: aspartic endopeptidase activity, intramembrane cleaving. Gene Ontology annotation, biological process: membrane protein proteolysis. Gene Ontology annotation, cellular component: lumenal side of endoplasmic reticulum membrane; cytoplasmic side of endoplasmic reticulum membrane; Golgi-associated vesicle membrane. The record is from RefSeq and is a predicted model, not a curated record. NCBI's taxonomy places the organism in Eukaryota, Metazoa, Chordata, Mammalia, Rodentia, Muridae. Bases 422 to 1576 code for a protein of 384 amino acids. The transcript is spliced from 11 exons.